This is a messenger RNA of Papaver somniferum (opium poppy), 2928 nucleotides long. RefSeq names its product formin-like protein 4. Gene Ontology annotation, molecular function: actin filament binding. The transcript has 2 exons. The coding region runs from base 160 to 2685 and encodes 841 amino acids. Lineage: Eukaryota; Viridiplantae; Streptophyta; Magnoliopsida; Ranunculales; Papaveraceae. Gene Ontology annotation, biological process: actin nucleation; actin cytoskeleton organization. The record is from RefSeq and is a predicted model, not a curated record.
UAACAAAUCCAAAAACACCACUACACCACCAUGAAUAUUUACUUCUUCAAUACCCCAUGACUCAAACAAUAUCCUCUAAAAUUCGAAACUAGAAUUCUUUAGAUUUUCCUAUCAAAAUUCAUCUGCAAAUAAUAUCAAUUCAGUUUAAUCAUCACUUUCAUGGCUGCUGCCGGCCUGGAGCUGUCAUGUCUGUUUAUUUCUCUCCUUUUCCUUUCACUUAUUCAUUUUUCAUCUUGUCAAUCAAAUUCUCCUCAGAAUCUUGAAACAUUCUUCCCGUCUAUCCCCAUAACUCCACCUUUUGUUCCUCCGACAAGACCUUCACCGGACCCUGUUCCAAUAUUUCCAGGACCGCCGGAACCUAGACCGUCACAACAUUCCACCGGUAAAACCGUUGGGAAAGCUGUUGGGAUAACAGCAGCUAGUACUAUUGUAGUUGCCGGACUCUUCUUCUUCUUUCUUCAGAGACAUGUUAUUGCCAAUCGGAAAAAGAAAAAUGAAGACCAGAAAACCGAUACUAACACCACCAAUGGUAUGGUUUUUCACCGGGAUCCUCUUCAGCGGGAUAACGUGAGAAUGACUAAAGAAGAAAUGAAACGAUUUGAUGGAACCCUGAAAGGUAUAGUCGUCGAUGAAGAUGGAUUGGAUGUACUGUAUUGGAGAAAACUUGAAGGCGGAACAUUGCGAAGUAGUUUCAAGAAGGAGGUUUUGUCAAAGAUUACCGAUAUUAACGAAGACGAUGUAAGAAAAGAGAGACGAAAAGAGAGAAGAAAUCGAAGAACUCACUCUGAACCUGUUCAAGAAACUCCGUUUCUCCGUGGAAGUUCGAAUUCAUCUGAUCAGACUAGUCCUAUUGCGAUUUACGAUGACCCAAGAAAUGAGAUUACUCCGUUUAAUAACCGUGAUCGUCGAACUGGAACCGUUAUUCAGACUAUGUCUGUGCCGAAACAGGAACAAACCCCGAUUCAAUCACAAACACCACCACCUCCGCCGCCUCCACCGUCUACGUCAUCUCUACCACCACCGCUGCCGCCGCCUCGGCCCAUAAUUGCCGAGAAGAAAGUUUCGGCACCACCAUUACCGCCACCUACUCUCCCUAAAAUUGCCACAAAGGAAGUUUCAGCGCCACCCCCACCGCCACCCAAGUUUUCAAAACCACCACCUCCACCACCAAAAGGAAAAUCAGUAAAACCAGUUUCUGGAGAGUUUUCUAGUGAGAGUUCGGCUGAAGGGUCAGGUAAGACUAAGUUGAAGCCAUUACAUUGGGAUAAAGUUACAGCUAAUCCUGAUCAUUCAAUGGUGUGGGAUAAAAUCAGUGACGGUUCUUUCAGGUUUGAUGAUGAUUUGAUGGAAGCUUUGUUUGGAAAUGUUGCAACCAAGAAAUCACCAAAAGGGAAUCCAACCAAGUCAAGCAUGGCUGUGGGUGGUGCUAAUCCAAAUUCCCCCACUCAAAUUUUCCUGCUUGAUCCAAGAAAAUCCCAAAACAUUGCAAUUGUUCUCCGGUCUCUCGCGAUAUCUCGGACAGAAAUCCUGGAUGCAUUACAAGAAGGCCGCGGUCUGGAUUCCGACACCUUAGAAAAACUUGCAAAGUUUGCUCCAACAGAAGAAGAAGAAACUGCACUUGUUGAAUUUGAUGGAAACAUAACAAAACUUGCAGAUGCUGAGUCUUUCUUGUACCAUAUUUUCAAGGCUGUUCGCUUUCCGUUUGCGCGUCUUGACGCUAUGCUAUUUCGAUUGAAUUACGAGCCGGAAAUUCUCCAACUCAAGAACUCGUUAAAAAUACUUGAAGCUGGAUGCAAUGAGCUGCGAACUCGUGGACUGUUCUUGAAACUGUUAGAAGCUAUAUUGAAAGCCGGUAACCGGAUGAAUGCAGGAACCGCAAGAGGGAAUGCAAAAGCAUUCAACCUGACAGCAUUAAGAAAACUUUCAGAUGUCAAAAGUAGUGAUGGGAAAACUACUCUACUACAUUUUGUCGUUGAAGAAGUAGUUCGUUUCGAAGGUAAACGGUGUGUGCUUAAUAAAAACAAUAACUUCACUAGAAGCAACAGCCGCGGCGGUACUAGUAUUGGCGCAUUCAGUGGUGGUCUGAAUGCAGAUCCUUCAUUAUCAAAAGAAGAUCGAGAGAAAGAAUACAUGACGCUAGGACUACCGAUUGUUGGAGGUUUAAGUACUGAAUUCGCGAAUGUUAAAAAAGCAGCAACAAUCGAUUAUGAAGGCUUUGGGAAUAUAUGCACUACUCUGACAAAGCGCGUAACUGAAACUCGAAAAUUCACUGCUAAAAUUGAAGCUGAGAGAAGUGGCUUUGUGAAAGAGAUGAAGAGUUUCUUAGAUUCGUCAGACGAAGAACUUAAGGCAAUGAAAGAAGAGCAAGAAAGGAUAAUGAAUUUAGUGAAGAGAACUACUCAGUAUUAUCAAGCUGGAACUAAAGACAAAGAUCACCCACUUCAGUUAUUUGUUAUAGUGCAUGAUUUCCUAAGAAUGGUCGAUCACGUCUGCCUUGAUAUUGCUAGGAAUGUUCAAAAGAAGAAACCUGCUGAGCCGGCUGCAGCUGCUGCAGGUUCAUCUACUAGUUCAUCUUCGCCGCCAAAGAGGGCUCCAGUGAGGUUCCCUUAUUUGCCUGUAAAUUUUUUGUCAGAUAAGUCCAAGUCCUCCUCUUCAGGUGGUGAUUCUUCAGAUGAUGGGUUUUAAAAGAACUCGGAUUCAUUUGAAAUUUUUCGUAUUUAUUGAAUUUAAGAGAUUUGUUUCGUGUACAUAGACAAUUGAGUAACUGAAAAUUCAAGACCAAACUCUGAAGUGUGAAUGUUGUUACUAAUGAAAAAGGAAAAAAAUUUGGUUAUUGAAUGUUUGAGUCUGAUUCUUUUCCUGGUUAGGAAGGUUUUCAAGUUCUAUUUUAAGAAACCAGUAAUGAAAUGACUCAGAAAUCAGUGUAAA